Molecule: messenger RNA, 835 nt
Organism: Balearica regulorum gibbericeps (East African grey crowned-crane)
Lineage: Eukaryota; Metazoa; Chordata; Aves; Gruiformes; Gruidae
Source: RefSeq, a predicted model, not a curated record
GAAUGUUCUGAACCUGUAAAUGCUGCAAUUAAAAGUCUCUAUUUGACGCCUUCCAUGAAACGAAAACCUAGUUUGUGCAUUGAGAACAUGCCAUCAGAAAUGCUGAUGAAGAUAUUUACCUAUUUGGAUGCUGUGUCCCUCUUGUGUGUUGGUUGUGUGAAUAAGCGCUUCUAUCAUCUGGCCAAUGACAAUAGAAUCUGGCUGAAAAUCUUUUCCAGUUGUUUUCAACCAAAGAGGACAAUUUGGACGAUGAAGUCUGAUCAAGCAGAAACUGUUUCCUUGGACUGUGCUGCUCUACAUGAUAGAAAGCCUGGGUACUGGAAGAAAGAAUACAUCUUCAAACAAAUAGCUGCUGUCAAAACUAGAGUAAUGCGACUUGUUAAACCUGUAGAUCCUUAUACAGGUCUUCCAUGUAAAAACAAAGAAGCUAUGAAAGCCUCUGGCUUGAGUUGGAUAAUUGUUCUAAAGGACAAAAAUGGAAAGGAACAUGUGAUGGAGAAGGCAAACCUACUGUUUAAGGAUACAUCUGUUACUAUACUUUGGUAUAGUACAAGUUGGCCAUGCUUAGACAUCCUGUCAACCCUCAAACUAUUCGGAGUUACACCAUUGCUUCCUGAGCAAAGUAGAGCUCCCAGCAAGAAUGGACCUCGUCGACGUUCCUUAAUUGCUGAAUACCAUCUUGCUAACCUGACUGAAAGUAGCGUAGCAGUUGGUGCUGAUAAGCUUGUCCAACUCUUCAGCCUGAAUCCAGGACUCCUAGUAGGACUUUGGAAGGUAGGAUAAUAUUUAGUUUCAAUAAUUUAUUAUGACUUGAAGAAAUGUAUUCUUUUGUCUU